This is a messenger RNA of Anisakis simplex (herring worm), 1263 nucleotides long. NCBI's taxonomy places the organism in Eukaryota, Metazoa, Nematoda, Chromadorea, Rhabditida, Anisakidae. The record is from the annotation of a GenBank genome assembly.
AUGGUGCAGAUACUGUUCUCGAUAACAUUCGCGUUGUCGUGUACGAUGUUCGAACUGAUCAUCUUCGAGAUCCUCGGUGUUUUAGAACCAACGUCGAGAUUUUUACAUUGGAAAUUGGGUUUAUAUUCGAUUUUGUUCGUACUUAUUGUUGCACUGCCCAUAUACGUCUCUUAUUCAGUGUUUACAUCACUUCCGUUUGUUCGUCGUAAGUGGCUGUUACCACUGACAAUGACUUCGUGGAUGAUAUUCAUUUAUUUUUUCUGGAAAACUGGAGAUCCGUUCCCGAUACUUAGCGCAAAGCAUGGGAUAUUCUCGAUCGAGCAAGCGAUAUCUCGUGUCGGUGUGAUCGGUGUGACCGUGAUGGCAAUCCUGUCGGGUUUUGGUGCGGUGAAUGCCCCGUACUGUUACAUGACUAUAUUUAUGCGACCGGUUGGCGCGGUACAUAUUGCACAAAUGGAACGUAAAUUGAUGCAUACGAUGGAGAUGAUCAUCGCCAAAAAGAAACGACUUUGCAUGAUCGAACGCGAACUCGCGAGAAGCGCUUUUACUAGAGGUGGUGACGAGGGCGGUUUAUUCCAACGUCUUUGGGGCUCUGUUUCUUUUUCGUCCAAUUCUCUGAAGGAUCAGAUUAGUUGUUUGUAUGUCGAAAUUGUUCCUUUGGAGGAGUUGAGCCGAUACUUAUUUCUUGAAAUCGUUGAAUUGAGAAAUAUGAGAGAUCGGCUGGAAUACAGUAAGACGUGGCAAGGACAAUAUUUCAAUGUAAUGGGUCAUUUUUUCUCGGUUUAUUGCAUAUGGAAAAUCUUUAUUUGUACGAUCAAUAUUGUUUUUGACCGCGUUGGCAGAGUUGAUCCGGUCACGCGAGGAAUUGAAAUUGCUGUGAAGUAUAUGGGAUUCCAACUUGACGUGAGGUUCUGGUCGCAACACAUAUCAUUUCUUUUAGUAGGAGUGAUAGUGGUGACAUCAAUCCGUGGCCUAUUAAUAACGUUAACAAAAUUUUUCUAUAUGAUCUCAAGUAGUAAAUCGUCGAAUCUUAUCGUUUUGCUUCUUGCGCAAAUUAUGGGUAUGUAUUUCGUUUCAAGUGUUUUACUGAUGCGAAUGAAUAUGCCACACGAGUACAGGUCAAUAAUCACCGAAGUGUUGGGCGAUUUACAAUUCAAUUUCUAUCAUCGAUGGUUCGACGUUAUGUUUCUAAUAUCGGCACUGAUUAGUAUCGCAUUCCUGUGGUUAGCACACAAACAAACUCCAAUCACUAACGAACCGUAA